Molecule: messenger RNA, 522 nt
Organism: Mesorhabditis spiculigera
Lineage: Eukaryota; Metazoa; Nematoda; Chromadorea; Rhabditida; Rhabditidae
Source: the annotation of a GenBank genome assembly
AUGUGCGAAGUUGGGAAUAUGCUCAUCAACUACACCAGCGAUAACCUGCCCACGCUAAUGUCGUGCGCGAUGGCCAACGAGCCGGCGCUGUGCGCGCAGCUUGUGGGUGACGCCACGGCGGUGAUGGGCACGUGCCAGUCCAAAGGCUACGACAUCGACAAAAUCGGCACCGCGUUGGCGUGUGGCGCCAAGGAGACGCUGGAGCCACUGUAUAACUCGUCGAUCGUCCCCGCCUACAAGAAGUGGUGCAACAAUCUCAACGUGACGCAGGUUAUGAACCAGAUUUGUACGGUCAUCACUGGAGUCCUGAACAAUAACACUAUGCUGCAGAAGUUGUUCAAUAAUAUGAAAGCCCGCUCGUAUGUCGGCUGGCUCCUCGACCUCGCCGAUCCGAAACUCCCAAAGUACUGGGCGAGGUACCAAAGCUUCAGGGACAAGUCCACGGUGGCCUGCCUGACGAAGCCGAUGACGUGCAACUGCUCGGUUGUUGUUAGCGGUAUGGCUGGCGAUAUGACGUCGGGG